Dreissena polymorpha is the source of this 742-nucleotide messenger RNA. RefSeq lists its product as uncharacterized. The record is from RefSeq and is a predicted model, not a curated record. The transcript is spliced from 4 exons. NCBI's taxonomy places the organism in Eukaryota, Metazoa, Mollusca, Bivalvia, Myida, Dreissenidae. Bases 140 to 598 code for a protein of 152 amino acids.
UACGUUAGUUCACCAUUGCUAUAACUGCGACGUCAAUUGCAUUCGUAUGGAAAAUGUAAAACAAGAUUUAUAUUAAACAUAGUUUGACUUGGAAAAUAAAUAUUUAAAGGCAUCAAUAGCAAUAGUCUAUACACGAUUUAUGGGAAACAGAUUGGGGAAGGCGUGUGGGCCCCCACCUAACAAGGUUCAACUGAGAAACGGUGACACAUCGCACAAGACUGCCUCAAAUGGUCGCAUGGAUGUGGGCAAAUAUGUUUCUACAGUGCGACAGCUUCCUGUACCUAGGAUAAGUCUCAGACCCGGCAGGCGACCAAAACUAACUGACUCGGAUAUGCAGAUUUUGGUCGUGGAAGAUACUGAGCAAGACAGCAUAGGCGAACGAUUGAUAGAAGAAUUGAGAGCACGCGGAUUUUCCAACCGAAAAGGCGAAAACAUUAGUAAAAAAGACUUGCCCGCUGACGACUCCAGUGCUCCAAAGGCUCAACAAGCAGAUGAUAGCAGCCUCCGAGAGGUACCGAGUGCAGACGACCGUUGGUCCAACGCCGAAGAUAAAGCGUUCAUUGAUGACAAAGUGUUUGAUGAACCACGGUCAUACUAAAACUGUUAGUGGCAGACACGUCAACAUUUUGCAUCGGCAAAAGCAUUCAUGUGGCUCAGUUUUGUUUUUUGGCUUGAAACAAACAUGUUGUAUUUGUUGUUCUUGUCUUUCUUUUGAUAAAUAAAUGCUAUGAUGGUUUCUUUA